This is a messenger RNA of Penaeus indicus, 825 nucleotides long. Its product is annotated as ATP-dependent RNA helicase A-like. The transcript is spliced from 2 exons. Lineage: Eukaryota; Metazoa; Arthropoda; Malacostraca; Decapoda; Penaeidae. Bases 1 to 825 code for a protein of 274 amino acids. The record is from RefSeq and is a predicted model, not a curated record.
AUGCUGUUGUUGACCCUGCUUCCAUUAGUAGCUGUGGCUUUUGCAGCGCCCCAGGGCUACAAUCUGGGUGCACCUUCUGGAGGUGGACUCUCACAUGGAGGAUCUGUAAAUGUUGGUGCAGGUGGAAUUGGAGAUGGUGGACCAGGUGGAAUAGAUGGUAGUGGCCCAGUAGGUGGCUGUCAGGACGGUCAAAUACUACACGUUGACGGAUCUUGUGUAACUCCUAUUAUCACUAGAAAAGUUUACUUAUAUGAUGCUCCUGAAGUGCCUGAAGGCCCAGGCGGUCCACCACCGAGCGUACCACCACCUAAGGUAGAACACAACAUCCUGUUCGUACGUGUUCCUGAAGCUGCUCCACCACCUGAACCCAUCAUUGUUCCUCCAGCAAGGCAAGAAAACAUUGUCUAUGUUCUGAAUAAGCAGGAAGAGCAAAGUCAACAGGUGAUCGAGGUUACACCUCAUCCAGCUUCCGACCCAGAAAUCUAUUUCGUGAACUACCAAGAAGGAGAAAACCCAACCCUUCCUCUUGGAGUAGAUCUUGAGACUGCUCUCAGCGUUGCCAGUGCAGCUGGCGGUGACGUGAUCGGAGAUGGCGUAGCGGCUGUUGGUGUUGGUGCCGGAGGAUUAGGCGACGGUACUGGAGCCGGAGGUAUUGGAGGAAAUGGAGGAUUUGGAGGAGCUGGAGCUGGAGGGAACGGUGGAUUCGGAUUAGCUGUGGCAGGAGGCAAUGGAGGAUUCGGAGGUGGUUUUGGAGGAGUGAAUGGAGGCAGUGGCAGCGUCGGUGCUAAUGGUGGCACUCCGUCCAACCUGUACACUAACCCUUAG